AUGAACGAGGUCGACUUGUUGCUUAGGGAAAUUAGAAUAGACUGGGAGACUCUCAUCACAGAAGAUUUCAAUCCUCUGAAGCAGGCAUUGAAGAACAAAAAUAGCUCUGUAGAUGCUUCGAAUUUCAGGAAUCUCUUUCACAAGGUGGAGAAGGCGAUGGAGGAGAUUAUAGAAAAGAACUAUAAAGGGUUCAGUGACUCUGUCCUCUCGUAUAUGGAGUCCUAUCACCUCAAUGUGCAGUGCUAUGAUAGCAUUCAAGAGAUAUCCAGAACCACAGAGGAGCUUUCUGGAAUGAAGAUGGAGGUAAAGGACAUGAUUAAGGAGUACGAUGACGUGAGGGUUUUUGAGGCCAAGCAGAAGAUCUGCCUUGUGCUUCUUGAAAUCAGAAGGAAUUUCAAUGAGUUUUGUGCGAUCAGAGAUAUGGUUGAGAGCGACGUGAAGAAUAAUGCCGAGAAUCGGGGCAUGAGUCCUAAGCUCCUUGAGGCUGCAAAGAAGAUUAGGGCUAUCUAUGACUUGGUGGAUGAGAAUAGAUUGGAAGAGCUGGGGUGCAUUAAAAAGUUCCGAGGAGAUGUCGACUUGGAGGCUGGAGACUUCAUGAAGCUGGUCUACGGGAGAAUCAACAGAUUCGUUUUUUAUAAUGAGUGUGAGUAUCAAGAUGAUUUCAGAUGCGUCGUGGUUUUAGAUACACUGCGAGACCUGGAGAAGUACCAGGCCGAUAGUCUUGAGGAGGAGUAUUUCAAAGUGGUUGAGUCUGUCAUCGAGGAGGUGGGAAAGAAAACGACGGAAAACCAAGCGGAGACGCUGGCAAAAAUGAUUGCGGGACGAACCGGGAUGGUUAUCCGCAACUUCAAGACACUGUUUGAAAUGGCGGAAACCUCCUUUGAGGGCCUUCAUGAGAAAUCCAAGAACUUCUUCGGCGAAGAGGAGCCGGUGCUCAGGAUCUACAGCCCGCAGUGCCAAGAGACGGUUGAGUCUGCGACGAACAAGAUCCUACGGAAGCUUGUUCUAGAGUAUGUAGAGGACCCCGAAAGGCGUCGCUGUGAAGGGGUGUUCAAGGCAGAAAACUUUAUCGGUAACAUUGACUACAGCUCUGUUUUUGAAAGCAAAUAUCUCAUUCACGAGAAAAUGACUAAGAUCACUGAGCUCCAGACAGUGUUUUCUGGAAACUUUACUCGGAUCCUUUCUUCGGGUAUGGAGAUGGCCAUCUACAUGGAAAAGUAUACUGCCAGCAGCGAAAUGAAGAGGUAUUUAAGAAACCUACUGGAUGAGAGGUAUGUGAAGCAAAAAGAAAGCCAGGUCAAGAAGCAAAUCGCUUACCUACUCAACAAUGACGAGUGGCAUAGAAACGAUUACUCGAGCAACAGGCUGUCUUUCUAUUCAAACUACAGGGGGCUUAUUGCAGAGUUUUCUUCCUACCCGGAGCUUUGCAACAUUUCCACCAUUUCCGAUUUUCUAGACGGCUUUUUUGAGAAGAAGCUUGGCGGGCACUUUGAGAACAUGUUUAAAUCAGACAUAAUCAAAGACUCCCUUUCCAGCGGGCAUAGCGAUGAGGAGGUGGCGGCUUCCUUCAAGGAUUACCUGCUUGUAAGGGACAUAGAUAGGAGCAACCUCUUUUUCCAAAAGCAAAGCUACGAGAACAUGUUUUUUUCCCUGGAAACACUGCGAGACAUCAAUGGGCCGAUCAAGGGCAAAGGGCUGGAAGCCCUUCUCUCUUCUGUGCUAACAAGGUCAAAGUUCCAGGUUGUUCUGGAGAUAUUGUACUUCUUUGAUCUGUUCUACCGUGAAGGCAACUAUGCCAACAAAAACGACUACUAUUUGCACAAGAUCCUGGGGGUUGUUGAGGAUGUCUACAGCUCCGAGUCCCGUCCAGACAUCCAUAUUGAAUGCUUUGGCUUCGUGUUUGAGUGUUUGAAUUUCUAUAUCCAAAACAACGUGGCAAGACUAAAUGUCAGGUCCAUUGAAGAGCUAAGGCAUUUUCUUAAAAAGAUAAGGCUGCUGGACGAAAUCUUAGGGUUUAUUGGCGGAGAAUAUAGCCUGAAUGAGGCCAUUGGAUUCCUUGAGGAUGUCGUUUCUGGAAAUAUCAGAAGCGAAAACGGGAAAAGGCUAAGGAAUAAACUCAAUGAGAAGUGA
This is a messenger RNA of Encephalitozoon cuniculi GB-M1, 2130 nucleotides long. RefSeq lists its product as uncharacterized. NCBI's taxonomy places the organism in Eukaryota, Fungi, Microsporidia, Unikaryonidae. The transcript has a single exon. The coding region runs from base 1 to 2130 and encodes 709 amino acids. Gene Ontology annotation, cellular component: exocyst. The record is from RefSeq and is marked provisional.